UUUUGGCCGCGGCCGACGACGGCAAAGACGACGCCGCAAUGGGAGACAAUCUGUUCGCAGGGCUCAACCUCGACUUCAACAUGCUGCCCGACGGCAACGCAGCCUGCGAUCGCACCUCCUACUCGCGUCCCAGCGGUCACAAGCGUCACAAGUCCAACCCCGACUUCUUCAACCACUUUGUGCCGCCGCCGGCGUUUGCGCCGCCAACAGGGAUUUUCUCCAUCAGCGAUAUGCCGCCGCUGCACCCAGAGCCAACGUCUCACGGAAACAUAGAGCUCACGAUCCCGGAGCCCAUGCCAUUUUCGCAGUCUAACAACCCACACGGAAGCUGGGCGGGCAUGAGCUUUGUCGACGACGCUGAAGUCGAAAAUAUCUUGCGCGACUUUCUGCCUGCAAACGAGCCCGUGCAACAACACACAGAGCUUGCACAGACGUUCCAUGCGCAUCAACUGCAAGAGAACGUCAUGGACCUGAAGCACAAAAUCCGCCAUGAACGUCAUUUGAGCAACCCCGACAACUUGCUUCAUCACGCGCAGCAGCUUCGCCAGUUCCAGCACAAUCCAGUGGCCGCAUCGUUCACAGACUUACUGAGCAUGGAAGAAAAGAAGCCACCUCCACCGCGAAAGCAGCGCGGUAGCAACCGCUCCACGGGCCUCUCCAUGGACAUGGCCCAGAUCGCGUUGAACCUUCGCGAAGAAAAUGCUGCCGCUGAAGACGCGGGGAACCGCAAGUCGUACAAGUGCGGGCGCUGCGGGCAACCGAAGGUUGGUCAUGUGUGUACGCUUCCAGACCUGCGGAACAACUGGUCGCAAGUGGACCUCGCCAUCACACGCGGCAUGAAGUCUUGGGACGCCAACUCCAAGGUGCUUCUGACGAGUAAGGCAUCGUGGAAGGCGCAGCACCCGGACCACAAGCACAUUCUGUAGUCGUAAAUUUAUACUUUUACCACUCCACAUUAACAAGGCGCAGCAGAUAAUAAAACCUUGUCGCG
Molecule: messenger RNA, 991 nt
Organism: Saprolegnia parasitica CBS 223.65
Lineage: Eukaryota; Oomycota; Saprolegniomycetes; Saprolegniales; Saprolegniaceae
Exons: 4
Coding region: 39-926 (295 amino acids)
Source: RefSeq, a predicted model, not a curated record